AUGUUAGGUCUUAAUGAAGAGCAGGUUAAGCAGUACAGAGAUGAAGGAAUGAUUUGUAUUCCUGAUUUUCUCACGAAACACGAAAUCUCACAACUUUUAGAUCGUUCUCACGAACUUCUCCAGGAUUUCAAAAUAGAAGAACAUCCCCGAACUCAGUUCAAAACUGACGACAAUGAUCACAUUGGAGACGAAUACUUCUUCAAUUCAUCUGAUAAGAUCGGGUUCUUUUUUGACACAGAUGCAUUCGACAAAAACGGAAACUUACAGUAUCCUGUUCAGCAGGCUAUUAACAAGAUUGGCCAUGGAUUACAUAUGAAAGAUUCGCUUUUUCACAAGAUCACUUUUGACGAAAAAGUCAAAGCUAUUGCCAAGUCGUUGGACUAUGUCGAUCCUCGGGUGUUGCAAAGCAUGUUGAUUUUCAAACAGCCUGCAAAAGCUGAUGUAUCGAACGAAAGAGACAAUGCUGUUCCUCCUCAUACUGAUGCCACCUUCUUGUACACUGAACCACUAUCAGCUAUUGGAUUCUGGUAUGCUCUUGAGGAUUGUACUAUUGUAAACGGAUGCUUACAGUAUCUUCCAGGAUCUCAUAAGGUUUAUCCCGUUCACAAGCGAUUCGUUAAGGUAGAUGGUGGAAGCAAAGGAUGUAAUUUUAUAGACAUAGCGAAGGAAGUUCCUGUUAAGGAGAGUCCCGAAGACUAUAAGAUAGUCGAGUGUAAGGCUGGUUCAUUGAUCUUGAUUCAUAACUCUGUAUUGCAUAAGUCAGAAAAGAACCAUUCGAACAAAUCCAGAUUUGCAUACGCAUUCCAUGUCAUCGACGGUACAGCCAAUUACGAUAACUUAAACUGGCUUCAGGUUCCUCCUGGUCCUUCUGGUGGUACGGAAUUCAGUAAGCUUUACGAAGAAUGA
This is a messenger RNA of Scheffersomyces stipitis CBS 6054, 906 nucleotides long. RefSeq lists its product as uncharacterized. Bases 1 to 906 code for a protein of 301 amino acids. The record is from RefSeq and is a predicted model, not a curated record. The transcript has a single exon. Lineage: Eukaryota; Fungi; Ascomycota; Pichiomycetes; Serinales; Debaryomycetaceae.